Messenger RNA from Clupea harengus (Atlantic herring), 2603 nucleotides. RefSeq names its product rho-related GTP-binding protein RhoG. The record is from RefSeq and is a predicted model, not a curated record. Gene Ontology annotation, biological process: small GTPase-mediated signal transduction. Gene Ontology annotation, molecular function: GTP binding; GTPase activity. Lineage: Eukaryota; Metazoa; Chordata; Actinopteri; Clupeiformes; Clupeidae.
ACCUUAUUUCGUUAGAAUACGGAUAUGAGGUUUAUUUUGAAGAGGGCAGCUCCCCGGAUGCAUUCGUCAGUGUCUGGAGUUUCCAACCGAAGUUCAGUGAGAGGGAAAGCGCGACUCUUGUGGGGCGGUGUCUGAACCGUGAGUGCGGAGUGAGCGAGCGAGAGCGGGCGUAGAGAAGCAGAGCAGGAUGCAGACGAUAAAGUGUGUGGUGGUGGGCGACGGCGCGGUGGGAAAGACGUGCCUGCUGAUCUCCUACACUACCAACGCCUUCCCGGAGGAGUACAUCCCCACCGUGUUCGACAACUACAGUGCCCAGAUGAGCGUGGACGGCCGUACGGUCAGCCUCAACCUGUGGGACACGGCCGGCCAGGAGGAGUACGACCGGCUCCGCACGCUUUCCUACCCGCAGACCAACGUCUUCGUCAUCUGCUUCUCCAUCGGCAGCCCGUCGUCGCACGCCAACGUGCGGCACAAAUGGCACCCCGAGGUGUCCCACCACUGCCCCAGCGUGCCCGUGCUGCUCGUGGGCACCAAGAAGGAUCUGCGCCACGACGCCGACACCCUGGCCAGGCUGAAGGAGCAAGGCAUGGCGCCCACCACGCACCAGCAAGGGAGCGCCCUGGCCAAGCAGAUUGGCGCCGUCAAGUACUUGGAGUGCUCGGCGCUCAAGCAGGAAGGCGUGCGGGAGGUGUUCGCCGAGGGCGUGAGAGCAGUCAUCUACCCCAAUGUCAAGAAGAACAGCAAGAAGUGCGUGCUGCUAUAGUUAUGUCGUGAGGAAAAGGAGGUGUUGGGAAGGGGGCUGGACUGUGGUGAGAAGGGGGGUAUGUGGGGAAGACCUGGGGACAGUUGGGCUUCUUUGGAUGAGAAAUGGUUGCUAUGUCCCUUGUCUUUUGGAUGACUGAUGUGGAACGGCUUUACCAGCCCUGUGGUCCUCAAUCCUGAUUCCUGAAGACGUCAUUCAGAAAGCCCUGACUCAACCACCCCCACCCCCCCAUGCCCAGUUCUCCCCCGGAUCCUUCCACGUUUCUCAGUUUUCCCCUAUCUUGCUGCACAGGACUACGUCUAUCAUUUUUUUUUACCUUCUUUCUCUCUCCCUCUCUCUCUUCUUUGUUGUGCUCAGCAGUCAAUGUGCACUUCCCUGCUUGCACUCUCAGCUGCCUCAUCAUUAGCUACCACUUGUAACUUUCCCAAAAGCCCAGCUGGUCCUUGAGCGUCAGUGGCUCAUUUAGCUCGUCUGGGCGGGUGUAAGCCCCCUUCUCUGCACUUGUGCCUUGAGUCAUCAGCUCCAGACACGCCUUAGCUGGACAUAAGAGGGCUGCAGGGACAGAGACUGGCCUGGUGAGUCGUGGAGUCAAGUGCUGCCCGACCAGCGAGGGACUGUCAAGACUGUGUUGGGUCCAGCCUUUAGUCUUAACUGAGGACUUGUGCCUUAGGACGGUCACUGAUCCAGUCUUGGCUCAGAUCAGUACAGCCAGGAUUUAGUGCCAGUGUAGACUUUUUGACUUCAAGAAUGUGCCUGCUCCACUUUGUUCUUCUCUCUAUUUUGCCUUGUGACCUUUUGCUUUCUGUAUCAAGCCUGAUCCAGUCUGUUCUUCCACCUGAAGAACUGCCUUCAGGACUGCCUUUGUGCCUCUUGAAAGCGGCAGCAUCAGUGUGCGAAUCAUAAGGAAAAAUGUAAUUGCUUAUUUCAAUGUUGUUGUAAUCCCUGUGCCAUUACCCAGGAAUGAGCCAUAUACCAAAAAAAGACUGUAGUCUUGCUCACCAGCUUGGCCCACCCUGAUGGCAGUAACCCAUCCGGUUAUCCCCAUUAUGCUGCUCUCCUGUCCUGUGUUUCUCAUCAAGGGCACCUCCGUGUCCCAUUGUCAUAUUGGCUAAGGGCAGGCUAACAUGAAUGCCAGGGAAUGCCUGUUCGGAUCACGUCAAGCUUUUCUGUAUUGUUUUGUAAUCAGGCUCAGAAGAUAAGUGACGAUAAGCCAAAGUUUGUUUUUAAGUAAUAUUUUGUUUUUGUUUUGAUUUUUACUUGUACGUUUGUGUUAAACUGCUUAGCACUUGGGUCUUGUGAUAUUUAAAAAAAAAAAAAAGGGCUGGCUAGCUAAGUGCCUGACUCACGAAUCACCUGACAUAUCACCUCACACUCAGCCUGGUGCAAGCGAGAGGCCUAACAGCAUGCUAGCUAAGGACAUUCCAGUGCACAUGUGCCUUUGGGGCAUCCAAGCAGAUGCCUGUCGGAAAUUCCAAAAAGGUUUUUGUGACUCUUAGUGCUUUAAAAACCAUUGAAUAUCUAUUUUAUUCAAAUCUGGAGGUGAUCUAAUUGCAGACAUAAAAUGACAAGUGUGUGUGGUUAGAUUGCCUUGGAUUAGACUUUCAGAUGGUUAUCCUGAGUAUCUCAAACGGACACUUUUGAAUCGCUCCAGAGGCAGAGGAGAUUGGUCACUGUCACUGAGACUGAAAUAGUUUGACAGUAUCCUUGAGUUUGGUGCAGUCCAGUGUGUGCCAUCUGGAGCGUUUAGAGAACCAUAUCCUGUUAGCCCUCACAGGGAUGUGAGGGAAACAGUUAAAGUGUGUGUGUGUGUGUGUGUGUGUGUGUGUGUGUGUGUGUGUGU